GAAGCUUCUACAGAUUUAAAAAUACUGUUCCACCAAAACGAGAACCUGUUGCCUGCUAGUGGAGAGAAAACUGUGAGGUUCUCAAUGGAUGAUGCCAACAUGGACAUGACUGGGAGUCACACUGUGACCAUUGCACAUGGUUUAAAUCUUCCACAUCAAAAGGUUGACCUAUUACCUACUGACAGUGAGGAAAAUGUAAGGUUUAGGGUAGAUGAUGCAAAAAAGGAUGUGGCAAAAAGUCGGACUUUUAAAGUCCUUUCAAGUUCAAAUGAGCUUCCACCUGCUAAAGAGAAUCUGACAAAGCUCGUAUCAAGCGAUGCUACAAAGGAUGUGACCCAAAGCUACGCUGUAAGCAGCGUCACUGAUUCUGACCAAAAAUCGACCCAGAUUUUGGACUCCUCCCUGGCCAACGCAGAGGCAAUAAACCAUACCCUAGUAGACAAGACCAGAAGAGGCACCAAAAGCAUUUUAAAGAAUCAAAACCCAGAGUCUCAACCCAGUAUUGACAUUUUUCCAAAAUCUACAGAAAAAACCUUAGAGUACCUCAAAAAUGUUCCAACCAUGAAUCUGACCCACUACCUGAAUGCAGAUGCUGUCAGCGAUCAAUCAUUAGAUCCACUUAUGUCAGACCAACCUAUUACCUCCAUGCGAGAGAACAUUAAUGAUACCUCUUCUGUGAAGGAGACAGAAAGUGAGAGUUGUGGUCUGGAUUCAAACCCACCUUCCUCGGCCCACAAUGAGCACGCUGCAUUAAACAGCUCUGUCUUUCUGACAAGCUGUGCCCAGGAUGAUACUAAAGGAGAUGCAUCAUCAUGUCCAGAAUCCAAUUCUUGCCCUAAAACAGAAGAACAUGACACUGAAAAGGAAUCCCCAAGCUUGGUAUCAGGUAAUGCAGGCAAAUCACCAAAUAAAACUGAGACUGAGAAAAUCGGUGCCUGUAUUGGCAUGAUUGAGGAUCCUAUGGAACGUCUGGUAUCAGCAACAGAUGUUCCACCUCAAAGUAUGUCUUCAAAACAAGACCCUCUUUCAAAAUCUUUCAAGGAAUCAGAUUUGACUUUGGAGAACAACGGAGCACUAGAGGCAUCCAAGUCAGAUGAGCUAGAGGAUGUAAAAGAACAAGCUCAAACAUGCGUACAACAGGCAAUGGAGAGCUCACCUAGUACUGCAGAUCAGAGUCCACAACCUUCACAGACGUCUAGACGAAAGAGUUUAGCUGAUAUCAAGUCAAAUAUCAGGCGUUUGAGCCACUUCAUAAAUACAGCUCCUGAUGAAGAUGGUAUGGAAACUUGCACAGCUCCGUUGCCUCAUCUGGACGAAAACUCAAAAUGCAAAACCUCAUCACCAGUAGAGCCAGAGGUUGAAGUGGGUUCAAGAAACUAUAUGAAUGAUGCUGAAGCUGAAAAGCCUACAACAGCAGAACAGCCCUUUGUUGCACCCAGUAUGACUCUUUCUAGCUUAAAGACAAAACAGCUAAUGUCAAGACUUUCAGUGGGAGGUUUUAAACCAAAGCUUCCCAAAAGAAAACGUGCAGAUCAGGUAAAGAAGUCUGCUUCUGAUAGAGAACCUACAAAGACAUUCACCAUCAAUGCCACCAAUCAGCUGAGUGGAGAGGAUAACAUCUGUAUUCAGGAUGAAGAGCUGCUUGACUGUGAAGAUUUUUCUGAAAUGAUUGACACCACAAAUCUUGAAAAUACUCCUACAAAGGACAGCACUUCCAAUCCAGUCUUCAGGUCACAGCCUUUAGAGCAGGAUGUUGUUAUGGAAGAUUUUAUGGUCAGCAGCCAGAGACAAAAGAGGUCCCUGCUUGAAAGUGAAGACUAUAAGGAGGAUGAGAAGAGACAAAAGAUGUCCACAGAGUUAUCUGAAACGGCCUUUCAGACCGAAGCUGACUCUGAGAGCAACGUCUCUGGGAUUGAUACUCAGACCAUUGAUUCCUCCAACAGCAGUCCCGCAGGCAGCAGCAGAAGUGAAAUUGCGCCUGAGUCCACGUUUAAACACAGCCUGUUUGAAUCCCAGCUUGAAGACUACAGCGGCGAUAAACUUACGAAACUUGAAGAUGGCACAAUUACAUUAUUGGAGUUCUUCAAUCUCUUAAGAAUAGAUGUUUUCAUCCAUAACUGUCGGCAGAGCGUCCUUCCAGGCAGACUUUCUUCCAGCACGGAUAAAACAUCAUUAGAUUCACUUAAAGACAAAUAUAUAAACCAUCCGAAACAGAAGAUCUAUGAGAAAGAUGUUCAGAGCCUAAGAGAAAAAGUGGAAGGGCUUAAGUAUCAAAUGCAGGAUUUAGGCAAACCCUUAAAGACUGUUAAUAAAUCUCUGUGGGAAGAAGUGCUGAAAUUCACAGAAAAAGAGUUCCAGUCCUUUGGUGCCAAGCUAAAGGAAAGACACAACUUCUUCAGAAAACAUAGCAAAGAACAGGGUCAUGAAAUGAAGGAGGUGCUCUACGCUAAUUUGGUUGUAGCCAAUCUGGAGGAACAGCAGAAGUUGAGGGGAAAACUCAAUCAGGCAGAUCAGAUGAUUCGAAGUUUGGACGAAUGUAUCGGUGAAUUAGAAGCAGAACUUGAUGCAGUCGAGGGAAAAGGCUCUGAGGACAAACCAGGUCUAACAUCACUACAGGAAGAAAUGUCAAAGGUCACUGAAACGUUGGCGGACAGUGAGAGACAAAUAUCCGAACUGGUUUUUGAGAACGAGAAGAAGUCAAAGGAUCUGAAUAGACUUAAAAGUGAAGCGAAAGACCUGCAAAGCCGCAAUGACGUGCUGGAUAUGAUAAAUGAAUGGAGGCUUGAAGAAAACAAGGACACCGGUUCAGUCUACACGUUCCUUUAUAAGACUAUGUUUCUGCGUUUGGUGUAUGAAAAAAACACUGGAGAUGAUGCGAAGAGCAGAUCUGAGAAGAAAAUGGCAAAUAUCAGCUUUGAAUUUAAUCUGGAUGAGAAGUCAUAUUGUCACGCCCGCCUUGUUCAUAAAUUAGUCUCUGGGUACGUUGAGGGAGAGUCCUGCUGGGUGGAGAAAUAUCCCACAAGUCAACAUGUUCCACAGCUUCUUCGUGAAGUCAGCUUGGCGGUGGGCCGCUGCCGCCUUUUUGGAGAAGAGAUACGUCUCCUGAAGACGUGGGGGAGUCUUCGGUUUGAUAUCCUGGAUCUCAGCUGCUCAGAGACCCAAGUUCACAUUGUCUUCAGCAGCCUGAGGAAGUUUACCAAGUUUGAGGUGAUCUUUGAAGCUGCGUUGACCAACCAGAGCUGCGUCUUCCAUGUGCAGAGCUUUAAAAACGUGAUAGGGAGCACAACGAUCCAGCAGAUUGAGGAAGUUGUGGCUUCAAUGAGUCCAGGAAGGAACCUUUUUACAAGGAUCAUCAAGAAGCUCCACCAAACUCUGCUUUCAUAACAUCAGUAGAGUUAAUUCUUUUGUUAAUAAAUCAAAUAAAUGUAUAUUUUUUUAUUCCCUUUAAUUUUUUUUUCAGGUUAUUCAAUCCUAAAUGCCAGUUUAUCUCUGCAGUGCAUUUACAUUAGUAAACAAAAAACUGCAUUUUCUGUAAAAAUUAAAACUGUUGGGCUUGGUCAAAUCACGCCUUUUGUUACUUACUAAUCAGUAAAACAUUUUUAGUUUAUUAAAUUUAUUUCAUUAAAUCCUAAUAAAAAUGUAUUCUGAUGGGUUUUUGUUUUGUUCUACUUGCUGGUCAUCUUCUUUGGGUGCUGAACAUAUGUAUAUAUCUUUGACUUGCUGUUUAAAUGUUUAAACGUUUAAAUUGUGAUAAUAAAAA
Cyprinodon tularosa is the source of this 3760-nucleotide messenger RNA. It is a transcript of the gene knl1, whose product is annotated as kinetochore scaffold 1. The transcript has 17 exons. Gene Ontology annotation, biological process: protein localization to kinetochore; attachment of spindle microtubules to kinetochore. The coding region runs from base 85 to 3384 and encodes 1099 amino acids. Lineage: Eukaryota; Metazoa; Chordata; Actinopteri; Cyprinodontiformes; Cyprinodontidae. The record is from RefSeq and is a predicted model, not a curated record. Gene Ontology annotation, cellular component: nucleus.